Molecule: messenger RNA, 471 nt
Organism: Echinostoma caproni
Lineage: Eukaryota; Metazoa; Platyhelminthes; Trematoda; Plagiorchiida; Echinostomatidae
Source: the annotation of a GenBank genome assembly
AUGGACGGAGUGGCUGUUACCUAUAAACACUGGGAAGUGCAAACAGCUACUCCAAGGGGAAUUAGUUGCCUAAAUAAGGGUGACAAUUGGCACGGUGCCUACACCGGUGGAAAUUGCCAACGAGAUCAGAGACCUGAGUAUUAUCAUACUCGAUUCCUCCCAGGCAACCUGAAAGUAUCAACUAGCCCCAGUAAAGGCUUCGAAGGCGCUGUUGUUGCUGAAAAGAACAGUGGCAUCGAGGUCCCUGCAGUAUUAAUUUCCCUCUACAAGGCCCUGGUGCAACCACACCUAGAAUACUACGUGCCGGCGUGGCCCCUGAACCCUAUUCGAGACCAAAAGGCUCCAGCAAACGUCCAGAGACGUUUCACUAGCACAGCUGAGUGCCUAGGUAGUGAGUAUACCAUUGAAGAAAUUCUGGAAGCUCGAUUGGCCGUGUCCGUGCUGAGUCUUGUAAAACCUGGAAUGCCCUGA